AUGAUUAAAGCUUUGGUUGUAGAGAAGGGCUACACAUGUGAUGACCACGAAGAAGAACUUUUUGACAAUUGCUACAUAGUCGUGGAGAAAGAUGGACCAUUUACACGUGAUGCAUGUCCGGAAGGGUACUCACUUCAUAUCCUAGAGAGCAAACAAGAAUUUAAAUACAUUUCAGCUAUAUAUGACAAUAGCUAUCAAAAAUUAUAUAUCGGGAACACUGGUGACAAUGCAAAAUGGUUGAAUGUUCAAACGCCGAAGCCGCUAAGAAGAAGAGCAAGAGAUGAUUCAGGUGGUGAUAAACCGAUUUACGUCCGAAUCAAAAGUGGUCCAAAUAGAGAUGGUACAGUAAGAGGAGGCGCAUACUGGGGACCAGCGAAGAAGAAUCUACCUUAUUUGUGCUCAAGACCAGCUAUUCCUUACGAAGAAACUUCUCAAGAUUUUGAUGAACACUUGAAACAGCUUGGAUUUGAUACGAUAAUGGUGAAAAAUAAAUUUGGGCAGAAACGGACUUUUGUAGAUCUCGGCGCAGUAUUCGCGGUUGAAGGAGAUCAAUUCAAAGCAGAUUUCACUAAACUGCAUGAUCCUUGCUCAGUCAGUUUUUUCAACCACGGUCUUCAUUUCCUGUAGAA
This is a messenger RNA of Strongylus vulgaris, 629 nucleotides long. The record is from the annotation of a GenBank genome assembly. Lineage: Eukaryota; Metazoa; Nematoda; Chromadorea; Rhabditida; Strongylidae.